AUGCGGCAUGUUCCCGACUUGCGGAAGAAUCUUAUCUCAGUGGGUGCAUUGGACUCCGGUGGCUGCAAGAUUGUUACAGAGAACGGAGUGAAGAAGGCUGGGAUAAAUGCUAUUCGUGAAGGUCACACAAGGUACACUCCCAAUGCUGGAACUUUGGAGCUCCGUAAAGCAAUUUGUCAUAAACUCCAAGAGGAGAAUGGUUUGACUUACGCACCGGAUCAAAUUCUUGUCAGCAAUGGAGCGAAACAGUGUAUCAUGCAAGCCGUUCUUGCAGUUUGUUCACCUGGAGAUGAGGUGAUAAUCCCAGCACCAUAUUGGGUCAGUUACCCUGAAAUGGCUUGGUUGGCUGAUGCAACACCAGUAAUACUGCCAACAGAUAUAUUAGACAAUUUUCUAUUAAAACCGGAGUCCCUUGCAUCAAGACUUAAUGAUAAAUCAAGGCUGCUGAUUCUUUGUUCUCCAUCAAACCCAACUGGAUCUGUUGCAUCAAGACUUAAUGAUAAAUCAAGGCUGCUGAUUCUUUGUUCUCCAUCAAACCCAACUGGAUCUGUUUAUCCCAAGAAGUUGCUCGAGGAGAUUGCUGAUAUAGUUCGGAAACACCCAAGGCUUCUGGUUUUAUCAGACGAGAUUUACGAGCAUAUAUAUUAUAUAUAUCCUCCAGCAGAACACACAAGCUUUGCUUCAUUACCGGGCAUGUGGGAAAGAACCUUGACCGUGAAUGGAUUUUCUAAGGCAUUUGCAAUGACUGGUCGGCGACUUGGAUAUCUUGCAGGCCCUAAACACUUUGUAACAGCUUGUGGAAAGAUCCAGAGCCAGGCCAUGCCUUCUUCUUUCUCAGUUCUAUAG
This is a messenger RNA of Asparagus officinalis (garden asparagus), 846 nucleotides long. RefSeq names its product aspartate aminotransferase-like. The transcript has 6 exons. The coding region runs from base 1 to 846 and encodes 281 amino acids. Lineage: Eukaryota; Viridiplantae; Streptophyta; Magnoliopsida; Asparagales; Asparagaceae. Gene Ontology annotation, biological process: biosynthetic process. Gene Ontology annotation, molecular function: pyridoxal phosphate binding; catalytic activity. The record is from RefSeq and is a predicted model, not a curated record.